This is a messenger RNA of Penicillium cinerascens, 1470 nucleotides long. RefSeq lists its product as uncharacterized. Gene Ontology annotation, cellular component: vacuolar membrane. NCBI's taxonomy places the organism in Eukaryota, Fungi, Ascomycota, Eurotiomycetes, Eurotiales, Aspergillaceae. Gene Ontology annotation, biological process: amino acid transmembrane transport. The record is from RefSeq and is a predicted model, not a curated record. The transcript has 2 exons. Gene Ontology annotation, molecular function: amino acid transmembrane transporter activity. The coding region runs from base 1 to 1470 and encodes 489 amino acids.
AUGGACUACGAGGAGAUCUCGGCCGCCCAGGCUGCGAACCAGGAUGCUACUAAGGAUAUGUCGGCCGAUGCCUUGAGGGCGCGCAAUGAGGCGGUUAUGGCGUCGCCGCUGUACAAUGCCCAAUUCGUGGGCGACGAUUUGACAAAACACCUGGAUACGGAGGCUGGGGAUGUCUACGAUCGUGGUAUCAAGCACUUCAGCCGUCUGGGCUGGAAGCGCCUUACCGUUGUCCUGAUUGUCGAAGCCAUUGCGCUAGGAAGUCUCUCUAUCCCGUCCACCUUCGCCACCCUCGGCAUGGUUGCUGGCGUAAUCUGCUGCGUUGGAAUCGGUCUCAUCGCUAUUUACACGAGUUAUAUCAUCGGUCAGGUCAAACUUGCCUACCCCGAAAUCGCCAACUACGCAGACGCUGGUCGCGCAAUGGGCUCUAAGCUCGGAUGCCCUCGUUUCGGGUACGAAUUGAUCAAUGCGAUGCUGGGCAUCCAAUUGCUCUUUCUCACGGGCUCCCACUGCCUGACUGGAACAAUCGCGUGGCAGAAUAUCACCGGCAGCGGUAUUUGCUCUGUGAUUUUCGCUGUCGUCUCGGCGAUUAUUCUGCUUUUGCUCGCGAUCCCGCCUAGUUUCACCGAGAUGGCCGUGUUGGGCUAUAUCGACUUCGCCUCGAUCAUUAUCGCGAUCGGUAUCACGAUUAUUGCAACUGGUGUGCAAUCUACCGAUGCCCUUGGAGGGCUGAAGGCCGUGGAUUGGUCUGCGUGGCCUAAGGAAGGCCUCACCUUUACCGAUGCCUUUGUCGCCGUCACGAACAUCAUCUUCGCUUAUAGUUUCGCUCUUUGCCAGUUCUCUUUUAUGGACGAGAUGCACUCGCCGAAAGACUUUGUCAAGUCCAUUUGGGCUCUGGGCAUCGUGGAGAUCAUCGUCUACACCCUCACUGGUGCAUUGAUCUACGCCUUUGUCGGACAGAGCGUCCAAAGUCCCGCGCUUCUCUCCGCCGGUUCACUAGUGAGCCGCAUUGCAUUCGGUAUUGCUCUGCCUGUGAUUUUCAUCAGUGGCUCAAUCAACACCGUUGUCUUCGGGCGUCUUGUUCACGGCCGCAUCUUCGCGAACUCGCCUAUCCGCUUCAUUAACACGAAGAUGGGUUGGUUGACGUGGUUGGCCGUUAUCACCGUCGCGACGAUCCUGGCGUUCAUCAUUGCGGAGGUCAUUCCUUUCUUCAACGAUCUGCUCUCGAUCUCGUCUUCGCUGUUCAUCUCUGGGUUUACCUUCUACUUCCCUCCCAUGAUGUGGGUGCUGCUUCUUCGCGAGGGCAGCUGGUUCACGCCUAAGAACAUGAUCCUCGCCGUGGUCAAUCUGCUCACCUUCAUCAUUGGCUUGGUUACGCUGGUUGCGGGAACAUAUGCUAGUGUUGAUGAUAUUAUCCUCAAGUACCGCGCCGGCACGGUCCAUGGUGUCUUUACUUGCGGCACACCGGAGUAA